Ipomoea nil (Japanese morning glory) is the source of this 2391-nucleotide messenger RNA. RefSeq names its product probable disease resistance RPP8-like protein 4. The record is from RefSeq and is a predicted model, not a curated record. Lineage: Eukaryota; Viridiplantae; Streptophyta; Magnoliopsida; Solanales; Convolvulaceae. Gene Ontology annotation, molecular function: ADP binding. The coding region runs from base 1 to 2391 and encodes 796 amino acids. The transcript is spliced from 2 exons. Gene Ontology annotation, biological process: defense response to other organism.
AUGGCUGAAAUUCUACUUACAGCAGCAAUCAUGAAAGCCAUAGAUGUAUGCAACGAUCUAGUUGGUGAAGAAGGCUCCGCCUUUAAGCACUUAAGAGAGAACAUUCACUGGAUGGAAAGGCAGCUGAGACACAUGCAAUCUUACCUGGAAAUCGCGGAGGCCCGGAAAGGCCAUGAUCGCCGAGCUGCAAAUUUGGUUGAGGAUAUUGAAGAACUUGCCGGCGAUGUUGAGGACACUCUCGAAACCUUUCUUCCCCAUGUGGACUCGCACCUUUCUUUCCCAUGUCGUAUCUUCCCAAACUUUAGCGCCGUUCAUAAGUUCUCUGUCAAGAUAGAAACCAUCAAGAAGAGGAUCAAGGACAUAGAUGAUGAUCGAAAGACUUACGGAAUCACCAUGGAUACCACUGGCUCCAGAGGCUCACAGAAAUGGGAUGCACGGAGAGCUUAUCUUCUUCUUGCUGACGAACCAGAGGUCAGGGGGCUAGACGAAGACUGCGAGCAAUUGGAGGCCAGAUUGCGGGAUCAAAGGCUCGAUUUUGGGGUUGUCUCCAUCGUUGGCAUGCCGGGUUUAGGCAAGACAAACGCUUGCAAAGAAGAUCUUCAAGAACGCCCCAAAAUCAGAGACCUUCUUGGCGACAUAGCCAGGCAAGUCGGGCUAACGGAGGAGCAGAUAAAGAAAAACCCGGAGACCAACCUGUACUCUUUCCUGCAGCAAAGGAGGUACAUAAUUCUCUUCGACGAAAUCUGGGAUUUUGAAUCAUGGGAUGCCAUCAAAUAUUGCAUCCCCACUGCCAAAAAUGGCAGCAGGAUUAUCAUCACCUCGCGAAAUAACAGCGUGGGUAGAUACAUUGGAGGGCAGCACUCCCUUCACACUUUGCAGCCUCUAGAUCGCGAAAAGAGCUGGGAACUGUUCAGCAAACAAAUCACAAGCAGCAGCUUCGAAAAGAUGACAACUUUACCAGAAGAACUAAAGUCCGUGGGAGAACAGAUAGUGGAAAAAUGCGGGGGUGUGCCUUUAGCAAUCGUGGUAACUGCAGGUGUGCUGCGUGCUAGAGAAAGAAGUGAAAAUGAAUGGAAACAAGUACUAAACAAUAUAGGUCAAGACGAUGAAGAUGAAUGGUCGAGAGUGUUGGCUUUGAGCUAUGAGGAUCUGCCCACCAGGCUCAAACAUUGUUUCCUGUAUUUUGGGCUGUUCCCAGAGGGCUAUGAAAUUAAAGCUUUGGACUUGAUGAAUAUGUGGAUAGCUGAAAAGCUGGUGGAACAACCUAGUAACGAGGAGGAACGAGAGAUUGAGGAUGUAGCAGAGGGAUACCUCAACAACCUGAUUGCUCGCAACCUGAUCCAAGUCUCAAGAAGCAAAUACAACGGGAAGAUCAAGAGCUGCAGAAUCCAUGAUAUUUUGCGCAGUAGUCUGUGCGUCAAGAUAGGGAAGAAGAGUAAGUUCUGCAGCGUGUUGGGUGCCAAAGGAGCGCGGAGAGUGGCCUCCAAUGCCAAGACCAUUACAGAUAACGUCAAACCAAACUCUGAAACUUCAAAACUGCGUGUUUUGAUGUGCUCCUCUGCAGAAAAACAUAAUGGGAAGGAGAAGGAGCUGCUGAAAUGCAUUUCCAGUUUUAAGCUGCUGCGAGUUCUGAGCCUAGAAUUCGAUAGGGACUGCACUCUCACAUGUUUCCCCAACGAAUUCUGGAAUCUCAUCCAUCUCACCUACUUCCGCCUCCGAGUUUCAGAUCUAGUCAUUCCUUCCAGUAUAAGGAACCUUAAGAAUCUACUGACCUUAAACAUCCGAGGUUGUGGGGAAGUCAGCAUUCAUCCCAGCUUUUGGAAGAUGAAACAGCUAAGGCACGUCCUGGUUGACAUGGAAAACUGGCGCUACAAAGGCACAAAUCGGGAUCGCAGCAUCAUCUCUUCCACAUCGGUUUCUUUAGAAAACCUCAGAACUCUGGAGUGGGUGAGCAUUGAGAUCAUCCAACUUGCAGGUGUCCAGAGCCUCAGCAGAUUAAGAAGACUGGGAAUAUACAGCCAUUUCGGGCAAAAGAUUGAGCAACUCUUCAGUUCAAUGCCACCAUUGGAGAAUCUUGAGAAACUCUCUUUGUCUUUCAUUUAUCCAGCCAACAUUGGGGGCAUGCUUAGAUUGAACCUCUCUGGAUAUCAUAGUCUUCUCAAACUUCGCAUCAAAGGAUGUCUGUUCAAGCUGCCAAAUGUGGAUGCCUUCCCACCAAACCUCGUCAAGCUGUGCCUGUUUUACACCAAGAUGGAUGAGGACCCAAUGAAGAUUCUGAAGAGGCUACCAAAGUUGAAGUUCCUCAAGCUGAUAGACGGAUAUGGUGGGUUAUCUGUAAUGGAUUUCUCUGGUGCAGGAAGCUUUCCUCAGCUUCAAGUGCUGCACAUUUAG